AUGGCAUCGUCCUCCACCCCAGCGACACCGCUGCUCUACGCUUGCGUCGCCUACAACACCACCAUCCUCACAGAACACACCACCUCCGCCGCAUCCCAAGCCUCCUCCCUGGCCUCCCUCAUCCUCCCCAAAAUCGACCACUCCACCCCGCAAAAACUAACCUACACCCACGGCACCCACCACAUCCACUACAUCGCCGCUUCCCCCUCCGAAUACCCCCCCAACUCCCCUCAAUCCCCCGCCGGCGGCCUGACUUAUUUAGUCAUCUCCGACUCUGCCGCUGUCAACCGCCGUAUUUCGUUCGGUUUCCUCGUCGAACUGCGCACGCGGUUUCUGGCUGCGCACCCGCCCGAGGUCGAAGGGUACGCUGACCUGCCGAGCUACGGCUGCGCGGGGUUUAAUAAUGCGCUGAGGGGGUUAAUGGUAGAGUAUGGGACGACGGCGCAGGGGAGGGAUGACGCGAUUGGGAAUGCGCAGAGGGAGAUUGAGGAUGUGAGGGGGAUUAUGACGCGGAAUAUUGAGGGGUUGUUGGAGCGCGGGGAGAGGAUUGAUUUGUUGGUGGAUAAGACGGAUCGGUUGGGGCAGGGGGCGAGUGAGUUUCGGGUGAGGAGUCGGGGGUUGAAGAGGAGGAUGUGGUGGAAGAAUGUCAAGUUGAUGGGGUUGUUGGGGGUGGUGGUUGUGUUGAUUUUGGUGGCUAUUAUUGUAUCGAUUAAGAGUUAG
Dichotomopilus funicola is the source of this 720-nucleotide messenger RNA. RefSeq names its product synaptobrevin-domain-containing protein. The record is from RefSeq and is a predicted model, not a curated record. NCBI's taxonomy places the organism in Eukaryota, Fungi, Ascomycota, Sordariomycetes, Sordariales, Chaetomiaceae. Gene Ontology annotation, biological process: vesicle-mediated transport. The coding region runs from base 1 to 720 and encodes 239 amino acids. Gene Ontology annotation, cellular component: membrane. The transcript has 2 exons.